AUGCAGCAAAUCUUUAUUCCAAAUCCUGAAACAAGAGGAAAAGUUCAAGGAUGGAUGGACAAUGUAGGAAGACAAGCAGGAAACUACUAUAACAAAGCAAAUGACUACUAUAACCAAGCAGGACACUACAUGGACCAAGGUGAAAGAUUCUUUAACAGAGGAUAUAACCAUGCACAACAGUGGGUAAACAACAACCAACCUCAACCGCCUCAAACGUGGGGAAUGUAA
Trichomonas vaginalis G3 is the source of this 228-nucleotide messenger RNA. RefSeq lists its product as uncharacterized. Bases 1 to 228 code for a protein of 75 amino acids. The record is from RefSeq and is a predicted model, not a curated record. Lineage: Eukaryota; Parabasalia; Trichomonadida; Trichomonadidae. The transcript has a single exon.